This is a messenger RNA of Malaya genurostris, 1836 nucleotides long. RefSeq lists its product as uncharacterized. Bases 1 to 1836 code for a protein of 611 amino acids. NCBI's taxonomy places the organism in Eukaryota, Metazoa, Arthropoda, Insecta, Diptera, Culicidae. The transcript has 3 exons. The record is from RefSeq and is a predicted model, not a curated record.
AUGGCACACGGUGGCGAAGACAGUUUUUCGGACAAUAAUUUGAUGCAACAGAUCGUUCGACAAAACCAGCAGAUGGCAGAGCAGAACUCACGAUUGAUGAUCCUCCUGGAGCGAUUCGGCAUUCAAGAAGGCUCCGAUUCCGGUCGUUCGUCACGUAACCCGGAAUUCAUCAUCGAAUCACUGGCUUCCAACAUCCAUGAGUUUACGUACGAUCCAGAUAAUGGAUUAGUUUUCGACCGGUGGUAUCGAAAAUACGAAGAUCUUUUUCUCAAGGACGGUGCGAAAUUGGACGAUGCAGCGAAAGUACGAUUACUCCUGAGAAGUCUCAGUGUCAACGUUUUCGAUCGAUACGUCAAUUUCGUGCUUCCACAACAUCCCCGUGAGUUCUCGUUUGAAGAAACUGUGAAGAAACUCAAGGGUCUGUUCAGCAUUCGCAUUUCACUGUUCAGCAAACGUUAUCAUUGUUUUCAGCUGACAAAAAACGAUGCUGAUGACUUUGUGACAUACGCUGGAACAGUUAACAAGCACUGUGAAGAUUUUGAGUUAAACAAACUAACCGCCGAUCAAUUCAAAAGUUUGGUUUUCAUCUGUGGACUUCGUUCGUCGAAGGACGCGGAUAUUCGAACAAGAUUAUUGUCAAAGCUCGAAACGAACGUUGAAGAAGAUUGUAAACUAGAAUCGCUUAUCACGGAAUGUCAACGUCUUCACAAUCUCAAGCAUGAUACCGCUAUGGUGGAACAGAAGCAGAAAACGGUAAGCUCUGUCUGUACAGUCAAGCAGAAGAAGACUCAUCCGAAUCCAUCUGGACCGAAAACCACCACAAACGGUAAAUUAAGCACCCCGAAGACACCCUGUUGGCAAUGCGGUGAAAUGCAUUUUGUUCGCGACUGUUCGUUUACAAAGCAUUUGUGCAGAGACUGUAAGCAAACCGGACAUAAGGAAGGUUACUGUGGCUGCUACACUGCGAAGACAGCAAGCAAGAAAAAGCAUCACAAGGUAAAUGGAGUUUAUGUAAAGAUUAAUGAUGCAGAAGUGACUCUGCAGUUUGACACCGCUUCAGACAUCACAAUCAUUUCUCGGAUGCAGUGGAGCAAAAACCUUGGAUCACCUCCUUUACUCCCAACCACACGAGUAGCGACAACAGCAUCUGGUAAGGCUCUCCAAUUUCUUGGUGAACUUUCAAGUACAGUUACACUUGGAAGCAUUACCAAAAUCGGAAAACUCUACGUGGCCCAUAACAAUCUCAACCUGUUUGGGCUCGAGUGGAUUGAUUUGUUCGAUCUAUGGCACAAAUCAUUGUCAGCAAUUUGCAACCAAGUACAAGUUGAUAUUCCCAGCGUAGUCGAACACUAUAAAUCAAGAUUCCCCGAUGUAUUCCUGAAAGGUCUUGGGCACUGCAAGAAAACUCAGUGUCCUGUUCCAUUCACGACUAUCGGAAAAGUUGAUGCUGAGUUGCAACGUCUUCAAGAGCUGGGACUCAACGCCGCUCUGGAGUCAAACAUAUAUCCACUACCAGUUCCCGAAGACAUUUUCAGCAAGCUCAACGGCUGUAAUUAUUUCAGCAUAAUCGAUCUCAGCGACGCCUACCUGCAAGUAGAAGUGGAUGACGACUCGAAAAAUUUGCUGGCCAUAAACACCCAUCGAGGACUGUUUCGUUUCAACCGGCUCGCACCUGGGGUGAAAUCCGCACCUGGAGCUUUCCAACAGCUGAUGAACACGAUGAUUGCAGAUAUCGAGGGUGUCGAAUCGUUCCUGGAUGAUCUAAUGGUUUACAGUAAAACAGUUGAAGAACAUCAUGCAAUUCUCACUGUUCUUUUCAACCGAAUGCAGCAGUAA